This is a messenger RNA of Dermacentor andersoni, 1137 nucleotides long. NCBI's taxonomy places the organism in Eukaryota, Metazoa, Arthropoda, Arachnida, Ixodida, Ixodidae. The record is from RefSeq and is a predicted model, not a curated record.
AUGCUGGGCCAGUGGCUCAGUCAACGGGCCGCCACGCUCGAUCUCCCUGUGGAUCCCCCCCCUGCCUACUACCGCUUCGAAGCCUCUCCAGGACGGGCACCCAGUACAAGAGCCCCAUGCUUCGGUCCCGCUCCCCCCUCCGACGACGAGGACAUGGAUAUGUCCAGCUCCCGGAAACGCGCCCGCGAGACGGAGAGCGAGGACGAGGAGCCAACCGGGCGACGUAAGCAGCCGUCGAGCUCUCCCCCCAGCCCGGAGCAGCACACGGCAGACAGCUGCCACGUGCAGCAACCGGACCACGGCAGCGCCAUUUCCCCACAAUCGGGCGAAACAGCCGCCACCUCCUCUCCACCUGCCGCCCAAGACGGAGGCCCUCCAGGAAGGGCGAGCACCACCUCUCGACAUCCCGCCGAGUCUACAGCCGCCGCCUCCGCGGCCCCUCAGAGCAAGGGCGCGCCCGGAACCAUCCUCAACGCGCCGUCUGCUCCUGAUGGCGGCGCGUCCACUGCAGCGCCUGCUAGCGAACCAGCUACAAACGAAAGCGCUGCCGACGAGAUGGAGCUGACGGACGCAACACCCACUGUUUCGUCACAUCAGGGCCCUGAUCACCCCGCGGCGCGGUUCCUGAAGGACCCACCAUGCCAGCCUGCUUCGCGGCCGAAGCCAAAGGGGCAGAAGAAGAAGCAGAAGAAGAGGAAGGAGCAGUUGCUACAGAGAGUGACACCAUCCGCCCGCGAGUCCACCACGUACGACUUCACGCUGGUGCAAUCAAAGAGGGACCGGCGCCGUGCACGAGCCCUGGAGACUGCUGCACUCCCGGUUGACCCCGCGGUCGUCGUGACUGGCCGACUGCCAGCCGAGCGCGGCAAGAGCACCGGCUUUCUGCACGGGGUGGUCGGGUUACCCGCGGACACAGACCUGCUGGGAGCCAUCGAGUCGAGCGUUCCCGUGCUGUCGGCAACGAGGGAGGAGAGCACCAUCACCAUCCGAUUCGCGGGACCGGUCCCCCCUGAACACGUGCGCCUUUUCAAGCUCGGGUUCAGGAUGGCCGACCGACUGCAUCUCCUGCGGCAAAAGCCACGCGGAGGGCGCCUCCUGCGAGAAAGUCCACUGCAGGAACUGCGGGGGCCCCCAUAG